Messenger RNA from Pan troglodytes (chimpanzee), 2119 nucleotides. RefSeq names its product chromosome 14 C14orf180 homolog (gene C14H14orf180). Gene Ontology annotation, cellular component: plasma membrane. The transcript has 7 exons. Lineage: Eukaryota; Metazoa; Chordata; Mammalia; Primates; Hominidae. The record is from RefSeq and is a predicted model, not a curated record. The coding region runs from base 636 to 1151 and encodes 171 amino acids.
ACCGGGGGCCUGGGAAACAGCCACCCCCUUCUGCUCCGGGGCCAGCGGCCUGUCCUCGGGUUCACUGCUAUUUCUGCCAAAGGGGAGAGGUAAUUAUAGCCUGGCCGCUGCCAGCUGGCCCAGCUUUGCGAUCCAGCAGAGAGGGCUGGAGACGGGACGAAGGCCACAACAGACCCGGCCCUGCCAGCGGGCGGUGGCGCCUCCAGAUCAGAGCCCUCGGGAAGGAGGCCUGGGCGGGCCUGGCCCGUUCACCUGUGUGCCCUGCAGUUCUGCCCGAGGCUCAACUCUCAAGGGCCUGGGAGGGGUGCUGCCGGCCAAGAGGGUCCAGGACCUCACUGGACUGUGCCCCACAGGGAGAUCCCGAAGAGCCUGUUUCUGUCCCUUGGGGAGCCAGGAGGGAACCAGCUGGUUGUGAGCUGCAACAGCUCUGGUUCACACCCUGCGACAGCGAGGCUGUGACCGCCAGUGGAUCUCGGAGCUGAUCAGGCGGGUGAGCCACCCUGGAGGAACAGCACCAGCAGGAGCCCAGGCUCUGAAACCUGGCAGGCUGUUCUCCCUCUCUGGGCCUCAGUUUCCCCUGCGCCAGGGAGCUCGGUGCCCCCUCUCAGUAGAGGAGCUGGACCAUGUUCCAGUAAAUGAGGACUGCAGCAGGAGCCGUGAGCCCUGACUCCCGGCCAGAGACACGACGUCAGACCAGAAAGAAUGAGGAGGCCGCGUGGGGCCCGCGGGUGUGCAGGGCAGAGAGGGAGGACAACAGGAAGUGCCCCCCCUCCAUCCUGAAACGGAGCCGGCUGGAGCACCACCGCCCAGAGGCCAAGCCCCAGAGGACCUCGAGGCGCGUGCGGUUCCGAGAACCCCCAGCGGUGACCGUCCACUACAUUGCUGACAAGAACGCCACGGCCACUGUCAGGGCUGUGUGUGUGCGUCCUGCUCGUGCUGGCCCUGGGCCUAUACUGCGGCCGGGCCAAGCCUGUGGCAACGGUACUGGAGGACCUGCGGGCCCGGCUCCUCGGGCUUGUCCUGCACCUGCGGCACGUGGCCCUCACCUGCUGGCGCGGCCUCCUGCGGCUCUGACGGGCAGGGCUUCCAGGAGAGCUCAAGCACUCCGGGGGCUCCGAGACAGCCUGAGCCCUGGCCCUGCUGCUUGGUGAAUCACAGGGGCCAAAAGGGGCUGCUGCCUGAGGGCUGACUAGGAAAAGGGGGACCCCGUGGCAUGAGAUCGGACAUGGGGGGCACAGUGGGCGGCCCCGCCACACUAGUCAGCACAACCCUCCUGUCUCCUGUGUUGGGUCCAUGUGAGAUUUUAUUAGAAAGAGGAUUCGACUGCUAACAGUUGAGGCUUCCCAGGCUCACCCAAAGACCACUCCCUCGUCCCAGCAGGAACUCCUGCUGCUGCUAGGGCCUGGCCCGGCCAUCGCCGUGUGCACCCUCCUGAGGAAGGGGACACACUGACUGUGUUCGAGGGGCUGCUCGGAGGAGGCAAACCCAGCCUUUUGCGAUUAUGGCUUGUGGGGAAUCCAGACCUCGAAACCCCACGGGGAGGGAAGGGUCUGGUUGUCAAGGUGGGUCCCUUUGAUGUGAGGUGCCAUCCUCUGAGCCCAGGUCUGUCCCCCUACCCAGCCCCGUGAGUCUGGAGAGGCCCCAGGGAAGGACCCCUCAUUGGGGGCGGCUUCAGGUGUAGAAGCUGAGGGGACAGCAAGGGGCCCAGACACCCCCGACCUUCAGAACAGCCAUCUGUGCCCAGCUCUGCAGGCCAGGCACACCCAGCCGAGCCCGGGGCCAGCCAGCACCACCCACCAGCUGGGGCCUGUGGGUCCCAGAGACCGUCUGUGGUUGUGGCUUUGUCGCCGGAUUGCAGAGCUGAAGGGAGCCCUGUGGGUGACAAACACCAGGGGCCUCUCCAGACCCUACGUGGGGGGAGGGCUGAACAAAGCAGGGAGGCCCACGGUUAGACACCAGGCAGAACUGCCCAGGAGAGACACAGGGACAAUCAGACCAGCGUCCUCGAGGUUAGCCUGAGGCGGGUGGGCACGGCCGACGAUCCAUCCGGUGGUUCCUGUUUGUCCCACCACUUAACUGGGAGACACUGUUUUAUUAAAACACACCGUGGCUUCCUUCA